Elgaria multicarinata webbii is the source of this 1418-nucleotide messenger RNA. RefSeq names its product MARCKS like 1 (gene MARCKSL1). The coding region runs from base 10 to 753 and encodes 247 amino acids. Lineage: Eukaryota; Metazoa; Chordata; Lepidosauria; Squamata; Anguidae. The record is from RefSeq and is a predicted model, not a curated record. Gene Ontology annotation, biological process: actin filament organization; central nervous system development. The transcript has 2 exons. Gene Ontology annotation, molecular function: calmodulin binding; actin filament binding. Gene Ontology annotation, cellular component: cytoplasm; plasma membrane.
GGCCGCAGGAUGGGAAGCCACAGCUCCAAGGCCGCCAAGGGGGACGUGAUGGCCCAGGAUGCCGCCGGCGACGCCUCGCCCUCCAAGGCCAACGGCCAGGAGAACGGCCAUGUGAAGAUAAAUGGGGGGGUGUCGCCUAACGCUGAUGGAGAAACUGCCCCACUCAAUGGCAAUGGAUCUGCUGAGCCAGUCAAGGAGGGAGCCAUGGCAGAGACGGGUGGCGGGGAUGCCAUCGAGCCUGCGCCGGUUGCUGAAGGUGGAGAAGCCAAGCAAGAUGGAGCAGCUGGUGCCACAGCUUCCAAAGAGACCCCGAAGAAGAAGAAGAAAUUCUCCUUUAAGAAGUCUUUCAAGCUGAGUGGCAUCUCCUUCCGGAAGACCAAGAAAGAGGCAGGGGAAGUGUCUGCUGCCUCCUCUCCCAGUGAGGAGCAAGGGAAAGCAGAGGCCAAGGGAGAGGAGAAUGCUGCCUGUGCCGUGGAGGAGGCGGAGCAGGGCAGUGCUGCCACCAAAGAGGAAGCCCUUGAAGUGAAGGCCGCUGCCCCCCUUGAGGCUUCCGCCACUGCUUCUGCCCCCGAGGAGGGUCAGCAGGAAAUGGAGGCCAAGAGGGAAGAGGGGAGUGAAGGACAAGCGAAGGAGGAAGAGAAGCAGCAGCAGCUGCCCAGUGACACUCAGGAGGCCACAAAGCCAGAGGAGACACCAAAACCAGCGGAGGUGGGACCCAGUCCUGCCCCUGUGGCUGCUGAGCAGAAGGAAUAGAACCAACUUAAAUACCCACCUAACUUUAAAAAAAGACUUUUUUGUGCCAUCCUUCUCAUCCCAGUAACCCAUGGAACUGCUCUGCCUUGUUCACACACACAGAGCCACAAACACAAGUCUCUCUUCUAAGUUCAUUGUAGAAGUGACAAGCCUUUUCACUCCAUUUUUUGCCCUUUCUCACUCUGUUAAGCAAAAAAAGAGAAAACCACCAACUUGGAUACUGGGUACCCAGCACAGCCACUGGUACCACUCAGGAGUAGGUGUUCUUAAAACUGUAUGCAGGAAUACUGUUCCUGAACAGAAACUGGAACUUGCUCAGUUUAAUGAGACUCCGAAUAUUUACACCAAUUUUUGGUCUCUUGGAUCUUUCUACUAAUCUUCAAAGCAGCUUUUUUCCCCUCAAAAAGUCCAAUAAACCAGCAACUGACCGUUCUUCAAAACGGAUAUUCUUUUAUCUCUCAGUUUACAUUCCUGGUUCUGACUUCAUUUAAAAGUAUUUUGUGCUUUUUAUAGAAAUCAACAGUUUAAAAGCUAAUCUGGUUAGUUUUUUAUAAUGUCUUGCUAUUGGCUUUAAACCAUAAAGCUUGUAAGUCCACUGUGUUUAAUUUGACUUCAAAGGGAGAACUUCUUUGGGUUUAUUUAGGGGGGGACAUCGGGGUGGGGUG